Molecule: messenger RNA, 2108 nt
Organism: Gopherus flavomarginatus (Mexican gopher tortoise)
Lineage: Eukaryota; Metazoa; Chordata; Testudines; Testudinidae
Gene: EIF4B
Product: eukaryotic translation initiation factor 4B
Exons: 16
Coding region: 102-2009 (635 amino acids)
Molecular function (GO): RNA binding
Source: RefSeq, a predicted model, not a curated record
CGCUAUAGUCACGUGACGGCGCCAUCCGGGUCCUUUGCCUUCUCUCCCUCUGCCCAACAUGGCGGCUUCAGUCUGAAGAGUGACUUUUAUAUGCCUUUGAAAUGCACCAGACUGCUCCAUUAUCUGCAGGUAUUAUCCAAAAUAAGCUGGAAGCUAAGAAGAAGAACAAGAAGGGGAAAACCCUUACUCUGACGGACUUUCUGGCAGAGGAUGGUGGCAGCGGUGGUGGCGGUGGACCCACCUUUAUUCCAAAGCCAGUCAGCUGGGCCGAUGAGACAGACGACUUGGAAGGAGAUGUUUCCACCACUUGGCAUAGUAAUGAUGAUGAUAUGUACCGAGCCGCACCAAUUGACCGGUCCAUCCUGCCCACCGCACCUCGGGCUGCUCGGGAACCCAAUAUAGACAGAAGCCGUCUCCCAAAGUCGCCCCCUUACACUGCCUUUCUGGGAAAUUUGCCUUAUGAUGUGUCAGAAGAGUCCAUCAAGGACUUCUUCAGAGGACUCAACAUAAGUGCUGUGCGUUUGCCCCGGGAACCUACUAACCCAGAGAGGUUGAAAGGUUUUGGUUAUGCCGAGUUUGAAGACCUUGACUCCUUGCUCCGGGCUCUGAGCCUCAAUGAAGAGUCUCUAGGGAACAGAAGGAUACGAGUGGAUGUUGCUGAUCAAGCUCAGGAUAAAGACAGGGACGAUCGCUCCUUCGGCAGAGAUCGUGAUCGCAACCGGGACUCAGAGAGAUUUGAGACUGACUGGAGGGCUCGUCCUGCUACUGAUAGCUUCGAUGAUUACCCUCCACGCAGGAGCGAGGAUAGCUUUGGAGACCGGUAUCGGGACCGCGAUCGUUACAACGAUUCGGACCGGUAUCGCGAUGGCCCUCGCAGGGAUAUGGAUCGCUUUGGGGGCCGAGAUCGUUACGAUGACCGUAGUAGAGACUACGAUAGAGGAGGCUACGAUUCCAGGGUGGGCAGCGGCCGGAGAGCCUUUGGCACUGGUUACCGUCGGGACGAUGACUUCAGAGGGGGCGGUGACCGUUAUGAAGAUCGCUAUGAAAGGAGGGACGACAGGGUGGACAGGUGGAGCUCCCGGGAUGACUACGCCCGGGAUGACAUUCGUCGUGAUGAUAGGGGUCCUACUCAGAGGCCAAAACUGAACCUGAAACCACGCAGCGCCCCCAAGGAGGAAGACUCUUCAGUGGCCCCUGCCACUCAGUCCAGCCGCGCAGCCUCUAUCUUUGGGGGUGCCAAGCCUGUGGACACGGCCGCAAGGGAGCGGGAAGUGGAAGAACGGCUACAGAAGGAGCAGGAGAAGCUGCAGCGUCAACUGGAGGAUGAUAAACCAAGGCUAGAAAGGCGGCCCCGAGAGAGGCACCCCAGCUGGCGUAGUGAAGAGAACCAGGAGCGCUCACGGACAGGGAGUGAGUCCUCACAGACAGGGAGCACAGGCCCAUCCGUGGGAACUGGCCCAACAGGAAGAACCACCCGAAGGAGAGAGAGUGAGAAGUCCUUGGAAAAUGAAACCUUCAGCAAAGAGGACGAUGCCCCGUCUCCCACCUCCAAGAUCCCCAAGGAAGAGAAGCUCCCUUUGAAAGUGAUGCCAGCACCACCGCCGAAGGAGAACGCCUGGGUUAAACGCAGCAGCAAUCCCCCUGCCCGCUCCCUGAGCUCUGACGCGGAGCAGCACUCUCCUACAAGCGGCAGCCAGGCAGCACCAGCCCAGCUGUCAGAGGACAGAGCACCACCUAAGAGUGCUCCCAGGAAAGGAGAUGAGAACAAACUAGAUGAGGGGAAGGAGAGCGUUCCAAAAGGUCGAAGUGGCCCAGGAGACGGAGGCAGCAGAGAUCAUUGGCAAGAUUCAGAUAGGAAAGAGAGCAAGAAGGAUCAUGACUCGCAAUCUGCAUCUGAGCCAAAGAAACCUGACGAGAAUACAGCCUCUAAGUUCAGCUACGUUAGCAAGUACGCUGCUCUGUCAGUGGAUGGUGAAGAUGAAGUGGAGGAAGACAAUUACACUGAUUAAAAUCUCCAGACCCUGCGCUGUCUCCUAGCCGAUCGCCACCCAGGAACAUAGGAAAAGCAAACCAAACCAGACGAGACAGAAAUAAAAUGUAAAACUCAA